AUGUCUUCCUACAAACCCAUUGAUUCAAAAAGAGAAGAAUUUCGUCGCUAUUUAGAACGAGCCGGUGUGAUGGAUGCACUUACAAAGGUGCUAGUCAGUCUUUAUGAAGAACCAGACAAACCAGAAGAUGCUCUAGAAUAUGUCCGAAAACAUCUAGGCACAGAUGGUGGUGAUGAUGAGUUAGAAGCUGCCCGAGCUCGAAUUGCUGAACUUGAAGCAGAAAAUGCUCUCCUCAAAGGAGAAACAGCCCCAACGGAAGGA
Molecule: messenger RNA, 261 nt
Organism: Brenthis ino (lesser marbled fritillary)
Lineage: Eukaryota; Metazoa; Arthropoda; Insecta; Lepidoptera; Nymphalidae
Source: the annotation of a GenBank genome assembly